Chelonoidis abingdonii (Abingdon island giant tortoise) is the source of this 861-nucleotide messenger RNA. The record is from RefSeq and is a predicted model, not a curated record. NCBI's taxonomy places the organism in Eukaryota, Metazoa, Chordata, Testudines, Testudinidae.
AUGACCGCGGAGAGCCAGCAGCCCCUGUGCGGGGCCAACCCCGCUGAGCCCGGCCUCCUGCUCAUGCCCCUGAUGAAGGCGGAGCCGGGGCCCCCCCCGCGCACCCCCGAGGCCGGGCGGGGGCGCGGCGCGGCGGCGCAGCGGCCGGUGCAGCGGGGCAAGCCCCCGUACAGCUACAUCGCCCUCAUCGCCAUGGCCAUCGCGCACGCCCCGGAGCGGCUCACGCUGGGCGGCAUCUACCGCUUCAUCACCGAGCGCUUCCUCUACCGCGACGGGCCGCGCAUGCAGAACAGCAUCCGCCACAACCUGAUGAACGACUGCUUCGUGAAGGUGCCCGGGAGCCGGGCCGCCCGGGCAAGGCACUACUGGGCGCUGGACCCGGCGGCCCGGGACAUGUUCGAGAGCGGCAGCUUCCUGCGUCGGAGGAAGCGCUUCAAGCGCAGCGACCUCUCCACCUACGCGGGCCCCGCGCCCGACGGGCCCUUGGGGCAGCCCGCUGCCUGCUACCCCGCGGCGCCGCCCGCCCCCCGGCCGCCCGCUCAGCCCGAGCUGGCCCCGCCCUGCCAGCUCCUGCGCUUCGGGGGAGCCGCCUACACCAGUCCGGGCUGCGCGGGCGCUGUCCCCUACCCCUACGCGGGCCCGGCGCGCCGCUGCCGCUCACCAGGCGCCCUACCCGCAGGGCAGCGGCAGCUGUACCCGCCCGGCCGCCUGGCCCUCCCCCCGCUGGGCGGCGACAGCCGGGACUUCUACGGCCGCAUGUCCCCCAGCUACGGCCCCAGCGCGCAGCUGGGCGGCCACGGCGCCUACCUGCGCCCCGCGCCCUACCCCGGCGCCGCUGAGAGGUUCGUCCCGGCCGUGUGA